This is a messenger RNA of Didymodactylos carnosus, 502 nucleotides long. NCBI's taxonomy places the organism in Eukaryota, Metazoa, Rotifera, Eurotatoria, Philodinida, Philodinidae. The record is from the annotation of a GenBank genome assembly.
AACUUUCUCACAACAGAAGUGAAAAUAAAUCCAUUAUAGUAUUCUAAAACUUAAAACAUCGGAAAAACACAAAAAUCAAUUUUUGUACGAACAGAGACUGGACACAUGAACUUAUAUUAGGUUUGCAGUAGAAUACAGAACUAAUCCAUCUAUUUACCACGAUGCGUUUUAUUGUUUCGAUUAACUCACUCAGUUUAAUUCUCAGGUAAAGGCACAAUUGCCAGCCGUAUAGUGAAAACUUAUGGUAUGCCUCAUAUUGUUGUCGGUGAUUUAUUACGUCAUAAUAUACAACAAAAAACAGAAUCGAGUAGAACAAUCAAAGAACAUAUAGAUAAAGGUCUUUUACUGCCAGAUGAUUUAGUUCUAACAUUUGUUGUUGAUGAAUUGAAAAAGUUAGGUGACAGAGGAUUUCUUCUCGAUGGUAAGAUGUUUAAUGUCUAUAGAUCAACAAAUAUACCAUUGUUGAUUUUACUAGGCUAUCCUCGUACAAUUAAACAAGCUG